UUCACUUUGCUUUCGCUGCGCUUCGAUCUAAGAUUGGACCAUACCAGUGGUAAUCCAACUUGGAUAUCGUCGUGUGGUGUUUUCAGUUCAUUUUUCGCGUUAUUCGUAUCGUGUGUUUUUCUUUCCGCGUCAUAAAUUGGACGCUUCGCGUAGUGUGUGUUGAAAAAGAAGAAAUGGAAGGCAGGCUCGAGCCCUGCAAAAAAUGAAUGCAUUGCCAGGGGCAAUAAAAUUUCGAGGCAAGCGUCAUCGAAUGAUUUCGGCGCGUCGGUCGAAAAUGUAAACGCCGUUACCCAGGCAGCAACCAAAAUCAAGCUCCCCCCGCUGGUGGUGAAGGCGGUCGCUCUUGACGAACUCAUCAGCGAAUUUGCAUCGACGGGUGUUACAGCAGAGUACAAGCUGUGUGGCAUAAUUCAGUCUUUUCCAAGCAGUUAACAUUGUUUGUUUUUCGUCAUCAUAAGGGUUUCGUUGGUCACAGCAUUAUAGAAUACUAUCCGAAGGUAUAAAAAAGUGACUUAUAUAAAAUAACAGCAUAGUUCUACGUCAACAAUGCGGUCGUAUCUUGGAAACAACCUCCUAUACAGUCGAAUUUCACUCGUUGCACUAAGCUCUUAGCCCAAUUUGUGAAAGACUUUCACUCGUUGGGCUGAACUGUCAAAAUCGAAAAUCGAUCGAGGGUCACACCGAUUGUUUGUUGUUAUGGGAAACGCAGAAAAGUUUUCACACCACUGACGUUUAUUUCAUUCGUGGUUGAGUUUCGUUCUAGGUUGGAUUAAUUGGUAAGUUCUUAAUGAAGUUUGAUAUUAAAAUUAGCGUAGAUUUAAUAUACGUUCAUUUCGAUCGCCAGGCUCAAAAUGGAUGGUUUGCAAGGAUCCAGUACGAACGUUAACCGGAAACGGAGGAGCAAUUUCCUGACGCUUGUGGAGAAGGUUCGCAUAAUUGAAGAUUUUGAAGCAGGAGGUGGUACGCAUGACUUUCUUGGGAAGAAGUACGGCGUAGGAUCUUCUACGGUCACGAGAAUAAUCCAAAAGAAAGAACAAUUCGUGAGGCGGUGGACAAGUUCAAGGAAUAUGGUGAAAAUAAUCGAAAAACAUUGAAAGAGCAGACGUUCCCUUUGCUGGAAGAAGCUCUUUACAUCUGGAUUUUACAGCAGCGGCAGUCCAACAUUUUGUUGACAGUGGAUAUUCUGAAAGCAAAGGCGGAGCUGCUGUUUAAGAUGUUCCAGGACCGGGGGCUCUAUGCGGUGCACGGUUUUUCUGCUUCGGAUGGCUGGAUGCAUCGUUUUAAGCAGCGGUUUGGAUUGCGCGUGAAAGCCGUAACAGGAGAAUAGGCAUCGGUAAACGUUGAAGCGUACCUAAAUUUCAAGAAGGUUCUACAGAAGAAGAUUCAGGAAAUGCAGCUAUCACUAUCCCAAGUCUUUAAUGCAGAUGAAUCUGCCUUGUUCAUCAAGCUCCUAGCCACACGCUCUGUCGUUACCUGUGAUGAGACCGUGGCAAGCGGACGGAAGCAAAACAAGACAAGGUAUACGUUUAUGCCUUGCUCCAACAUAGAUGGUUCCCUAAAGCUUCCGUUGUAUUUCAUUUGCACUGCUGCAAAACCACGAGGAAUCAACAUCGAAGAACUUCCCGUUUCAUAUAAUCAUUCCAAAAAGGCUUGGAUGACCAGACUGUUGUUCCGUCAAUGGUUCCACGAAGAGUUUGUCCCCGCUGUUCGAAAAUUUUCGGCCGAGAGAGGAUUGGAGCCAAAGGCAUUGCUGGUUCUUGAUAAUUGCACCAGUCAUUAUGACGUUGACGAAUCUCUACAGAGUGACGAUGGACUGAUUCAAGUGAUCUACUUCCCACCAAAUGUAACUGCUGAAUGCCAGCCGAUGGACCAAGCGGUCAUCAAUGCAAUCAAGCGAAAGUAUAAAAGAAAACUGAUGCUCGCAUUAAUUCUGGAAAACGAACACUUAAGUUUCGAAGAACGAUUGAAGAAGAUUAAUCUUCAACAGUGUAUUUCGUGGUUGGCAACCUCUUGGGAGGAGAUAUCUGACAAAACUAUACGUAAUUCGUGGAAGAAAUUGAUCGAUGGUUUGCCGGAGGAUGCUGUUAAUGUAGACUCGAAAGCGGCCGAUGAUGACUUCAAAGCGCUUGUGUCCAGGAUUGACAGUUUGGCAGGAACAAAAACAUCUGAGCAAGAUAUUGAUCUGUGGAUCAAAGAUCAGGUGUAUGAUGCUGAUCAUAAUCCAGAUUGGGUAACCAGUGAAGCGUUAUCUGAUGACGAGAUUUUGUCAUCAGUUCUCAAGAAAGAUCAACCUGAAAUGCAAGAAGAAUGGUUGGUAGACACAGAAGAUGGAAGUAAUUCGUUUGAUACUUCCAUUACUAGUACCGGAGAUCCUGAUUUUGGCGAUGCAAUCAAGUCAAUUGAUUGCCUAGUUCGCUAUAUGAAGCAUGAUGUUGCAGAAGUAUGCCGUUUGAACGCGCUACGUUCGAAAAUCACUGAAGUUGAAUGGCUAAUACGAGCAUGUUGA
Molecule: messenger RNA, 2506 nt
Organism: Toxorhynchites rutilus septentrionalis
Lineage: Eukaryota; Metazoa; Arthropoda; Insecta; Diptera; Culicidae
Product: jerky protein homolog-like
Exons: 2
Coding region: 1391-2506 (371 amino acids)
Cellular component (GO): nucleus
Molecular function (GO): DNA binding
Source: RefSeq, a predicted model, not a curated record